GUGCACCGUGCCUUUGCAGGCGGGGAUGGAGCUGGACUCUGACCUGCCAGGAGAGCAGCCAGGCUCUGGAGGGGUGCGGGGACCUUUGAGCUCUGCCAGCCUGGUUAUCUCUUGAUCCCUAAAUGCAGCUCUUUGUGCCCAGCCUGGAGAAAGUGAGAAAGUGUGGGGUGGAGCUUAGUUGUUCUCUGCCACCACCUUGCCGUGGUAUGUGACAGGCAGACAUGACAUGGGGUGACAUGCUGCCAGCAUUCUGGGGUGGUUGGGUGUUGCUGGGUGUCACAGCCUUUCUCCUGCUGCUGGGAUAAAGCUGCUCCUGGGGAGGGAAUCCCAUCAUCCUCCCCAGCAGGUGCUCAGAACCUCACUACCCACUGCAAGCCUGCCUGGGGCAGGGAUAUGUCCCCCAGCCAGCCAGGAGCUGGUUGUCCACAUAGCAGGAUGACCGCUCCUCUCUUUUCCCUAUCCGUGAUGGAGACGUAGCCCUGUGCCCUGAACCCUGUAGCCUGACAAGCAGAGCCCCCCCGGAUGCAGGCGGUGACAGCAGCAUUGGAAGCCAGGAGGGAGCAGAGUCCUAAGCCACAGGGCGAGGGGAUGCAGGAUGACCCAUCAUCCCGCUGGAGUGAAGAAGGGCUGGGCUGUGCCCGGGGGGCGGGAUAUUCGGGGCGGAGGCGACAGCCGGGCAGGUAGGGCGUCCCCGGAGGGCUGGGUCGGGCGCGGCCGGAGGCGGGCGCGGUGACACCGGCACCGCGGGCACCGGCGGGGGCAGAGCACCGGGGACAGCCCGGGGCGCAGCGGGAGCGGCACCUUCGGGGGCGGCGCGGUGCCCCGCAGCCGGUACGCGAUGCGUGCGGGCGGGGAAGCCCCGCACCAGGUGCUGGGCCGGCUGCGGUUCCUGCUGCAGUGCAGCGAGUGCUUCCGCCGGGCCCGGGCGCUGCCCGCCGCCCUCUGCUACGUGCCGCGGGAGGUGCAGUACAAGAUCUGCAAGGACCCCGCCGCCGCCGCCGCCGCCGCCCGCAGCCUGCUCAGCGUGUGGGACAGCCCGGGGCCGGCGCGGGGCGGCAAGCGGGCGGCGAGGGCCACCAUCGAGGUGCGGAAGGGCGGCUGCCUCCGCGCCACCGGCGAGGAGUACUGCAACGGCGCCGGGCUCUGGGUCAAGCUCAGCAAGGAGCAGCUGGAGGAGUACACGGGCAACCAUGACCUGGCUGAGGGCUGGCUCCUGGCGCAGAGGUUUGGAGAGGGAGGAGAUAAGUUGGUGCGGGUUGAGUCCGUGGAGAAGAUCCAGUGGCAGCACCAAACGCUCGGGGUGGAUUAUAAACCCGCGGUCAGCUGGGAACAAGUGGUGGACCUGACGUACUCCAUGCGCCUGGGAGAGAAGCCGAUACUCACAGAGCAGGAUGAGACCGCUGUGCAGAAGUUUCGGUCUGUGCCCCCUGGAUGGAGCUACGACCACGACAUGGAGCUGGGGCGCUUCCUGUACGAUCACAAGAAGAGGGAGCUGCAGCGCGAGGACUGCACCAAGGAGCACCUCAGCAGCAUCGAGGUCUCCUCGCAGGUGGAGGACUGUGGCGCGGCCCAUCUGAUCGACAACCAGACAUACACCUCCUGGGAGAGCAACGGGCCCCCGGGGCAGCACUGGGUGCGGCUCAACAUGAAGAAAGGCACCAUUGUCGAGAGGCUGUGGCUGAUGCUGGAUGGGCAGGCCAGCUCUUACAUACCCAGGCGAGUGGCUGUGUACGGUGGGGCACCGAACAGGCUGCAGCACCUGAGAACCGUCCUUAUUAAUGAGAACAGCUUCCAGGAUGUCUGCAUCCUCCGUGACAUGAAGACCCACCUGCCGGUGCUGGAGAUCCGCAUCCUGGAGUGCCGGGACCAAGGGUACAACGUCCGCCUGCGAGGGAUUAAGAUCAGGUCCUUCUGGGAGUGGGACCUCAUCCUCAACGCUGACAUGUUCCAGCCAGCCCGGCUGGUGCGCUACCCUCUCCUGGAAGGGGUGGAUGCCGAUGUGCUGUACCGGCGGGCCGUGCUCAUCCAGAGGUUCGUCCAGCUCCUGGACAGUGUCCUGCAUUACCUGAUCCCCCUCCCUGAGGACAGCAUCGGCACCUUCGAUGCACUCAGGAGCAUGAAGCCGUUCCUGCUGCUGUCCAAGCAGAGCGCAGCCCUCAUCACCCACUGUCUCCGGUCCUCGGAGACCACCCCCCCUCACACCCUGCCAAAGCUGUACAUCAACCGGCACCUGGCCUGGGAGCACCGUGCUAACCCCGCGCUGGACCCCAGCUGCAGGAACGCCGUCUUCACCCAGCUGUACGAAAGCCUCAGAUCUUCCAAGAGCAAUCAGCCCCUGGACUACAGGUGGCCCCUGAGCUACAGCCAGUGGUGGGAGUGUGAGUUCAUCACCGAGGGCAUCGUCGACAACGGCGGUGGUUUUCGGGACAGCCUGUUGGACGUGUCGGAGGAGCUGUGUCCCAGUUCAGGCGAUGUCCCUGUGCCUCUGCCCUUCUUCGUGCGCACCUCCAACCAGGGUAACAGCAGCAGUGAUGCCAGGGACAUGUACGUCCCCAACCCCUCCUGCAAGGACUUCCCCAAGUACGAGUGGAUCGGGCAGCUGAUGGGAGCAGCCCUGAGGAGCAAGGAGUUUCUGAUCCUGUCCCUGCCGGCGCUGGUGUGGAAGCAGCUGGCAGGGGAGGAGGUCAGCUGGAGCAAGGACUUCGCCACCGUGGACUCGGAGCUGGUGAAGCUGCUGGAGCUGCUGGAGGGGGUGGAUAGGGAAGCCUUCGAGUUCAUGUUUGGCAGAGAGCUGACCUACACGACGGUGCUCAGUGACCAGCGCAUGGUGGAGCUGAUCCCCAAGGGCAGCGGCACCGUGGUGCGCUACGAGGACCGCAAAGAGUUCAUCCGGCUGGUGCAGAGGGCUCGGAUGGAGGAGAGCAAGGAGCAGAUCGCGGCCAUGCGUGCUGGGCUGCUCCGUGUGGUGCCCCAGCCUGUGCUGGACCUGCUCACCUGGCAGCAGCUGGAGAAGGUGGUCUGUGGGGACCCCGAGAUCACGGUGGCCGAACUGCGGAAGUUCAUCACAUUCGAGGACUUUUCUUCCAAUGACAGCCGUGUCCAGAACUUCUUGGAGGCGCUCAACAACUUCACCAGCGAGGAUCUCAGCCGCUUCCUCAAGUUUGUCACUGGCCGGAGCCGCCUCCCGGUUCAGAUCACCGUCUACCCGGAAAGGGAAAACUUGGACGUGUUGGACCUGAUGCCACAGGCCUCCACGUGCUCCGGCACCUUCUUCUUGCCCAACUAUUCCUCGGCCAAGGCCUGCGAGGAGCUGCUGCGCUACGCAGUGUACAACUGCAUGUCCAUCGACACCGACAAGGAACCCUGGGAUGAAUGAAGCCCCCCCUCCCCAGGUGCCCCAUGCUGUGGGAGCUGCCCCCCUCCCUCGGGACACCGGAUUCAAUAAAACUGCAUGGCCAGAUCCUGCCGUCCUGCCCCGGGUCCUGUCUCUGUCUGUGCUUCUCGAGGGAUGGGACUGGAGGGUGCAUGGCCAAUGCUGCAACCUGGGGGGGCCACCAUGGUGCUGUCUGCUGGGUG
Chroicocephalus ridibundus (black-headed gull) is the source of this 3576-nucleotide messenger RNA. Its product is annotated as E3 ubiquitin-protein ligase HECTD3-like. The transcript has 21 exons. Gene Ontology annotation, biological process: proteasome-mediated ubiquitin-dependent protein catabolic process. Bases 839 to 3376 code for a protein of 845 amino acids. Gene Ontology annotation, molecular function: ubiquitin-protein transferase activity. The record is from RefSeq and is a predicted model, not a curated record. NCBI's taxonomy places the organism in Eukaryota, Metazoa, Chordata, Aves, Charadriiformes, Laridae.